CAGUUAAGAUUGCGAAAACGUUUAUAUUUGACGUCAAGUACUCUAUUUCUGUUCAAACGAGUAUCGCGGUAGUCUCGUGCCUUGUCGUAUGUUCAUAUUAGCGAAUGUGGCUCAUUUCAAAAAUAACGUGACUGGACUUGUGUAGUGUAAACCUCGUGUUCCGACUUCGAUCAUUUUUUUUUUAAUUUUCAUGUGUAUUUUUACGUGGUAUAAUUUUUCUUUUAAAUAGCUGAGGUGUUAUUCUGGACUUUUGUGUCUUCGUUUAGUUAAUUAACCAAGUGUAGCAUUACGUAAUGUAAGUAUAGCAGAUAUUGAGACAUUGAACCGGAACCAUGCCAGAAUUUCGUGAUGAUGUUUUACAAGCUAUUCCAGAAAACGAGAUUGAUAACGUUUACCAAGUUAUGAGGCGUGAAUGGCCAUUUUCUGGUUAUACCUGUGGAUUUUUAAAAACAUGUUACGAUUGGCGUAAAAAAGAUCCUUCCUUUGAUGUGUCGCUGUUAUAUGACAAAGAUAAUACCGAAAGUGGCAUUUUUGUUGGAAUCUUAAGAUCGGGCCAUCGAACAUUUGGUUUAGUACUUUUCGCUUUAGAAGGAUACGAAUCAGAGUUAAAAAAUGUGCUUUUGACAACCAAGAAAAUCAACUGGAAUGAAUUACCUGUUUUACAAGGAGUCAUGCCGAGACAUUUCGAUCUAGUAGGAGAUGUAGUGAAAAGAAAAGGAUUCGGUACAUCGACUUACGUAGAAUCGAGUUUACAUUUUUUACAUCCAGACCUGACCAUCGAUUACGAUACCGGAUAUCCGGACGAUGUGUACGUUGCGAGAUUAACUAUGGAUGAUGUCGAUUUAAUCUAUGAUCUUUGGCCAUUGACGGAUAUCCAUACUAAAGAAGAUAUUAUAAACUCGAUCGAAUCGGGUCCCUCGUUCGGAGUGUUUUCCAAAUUUGAUAACGAACCGUUAGCUUGGGUUAUGCAGGCUCACUACGGUGCUAUAGGAAUGUUGUAUACUAAGGAGAAUGUCAGAAGGCACGGAUAUGCUAAAAUUUUGGUAAUGAUGAUGGCCAGGAAAAUGGUCGAAGAAGGUAUUCCACCUUAUGCUUCGAUUGUGGAAACUAAUACGAAAUCUAUUACGUUGUUUCAUUCCAUCGGAUUCAAACAAAUGACUCGUAUGAGGUAUUUGAGAGUUGUUCCGAAAUAGGUAAGGUUAAGAAUGAGAUUGUAAGUUUAUUUUCCAUUAUCCGUAUAUGUGAUAAAUGUGCUUCGAGCACGUGCUAUAAAUACGAAAUAUUUUCACGUUGAAAAGAUGCAGCACUAUUGGAAUAGUUCUCGUGCCUUGAAAAAUAGGUAGGUUUUGUUGAAUUUGGAAGAUGAAUAUUUUUGUAAAUUUGUAAUAGAUAUUUUAAUGUAUCCAACUAUCGCAUGUUGUUCGUUAACCAGUGAUACGAGUAUCCAUAGGCUAAAUUUUUGAAGAAUGAUUAUGAGAUUGAUUGUAUGCAAAAAUUUAAGAUUGUUGAUGGUAUAGUGAAUGUUCUGGAAGCAGGUGGUUGGAAAAAAAAUUAUAAUGCUCGAGAAAUGAAGAAAACAAUUAUGUAAGUCGGUACUGAAUUUGAUGAUCUGAUGUUAGUGAUAUAAAUGCUGAAGGUAUUGGUACUUACGUACGUGGAUUUUGAAGAAAAUGGAAAAGUAAUUUCAGUGAUCGCUCGAAUAUUGCAGAAAAGAAAAAUGAAAUGCUCAGGCUGUUAAUCUUAAUCACCAUAAAAUAAUAAAUGACUGUAUCGAGUUAUUGCAAUAUUCUUUGUACAUAAUCUAUCUAUAGUUAGAUAAUACAUAGGUAUGUAUGAUUUUAUUCAUCCAUGAUUGAAAUAUAUUAUUUCAAUCAAUUUA
This is a messenger RNA of Planococcus citri (citrus mealybug), 1879 nucleotides long. Its product is annotated as glycine N-acyltransferase-like protein 3. The record is from RefSeq and is a predicted model, not a curated record. Bases 333 to 1193 code for a protein of 286 amino acids. Gene Ontology annotation, molecular function: glycine N-acyltransferase activity. Gene Ontology annotation, cellular component: mitochondrion. The transcript has 5 exons. Lineage: Eukaryota; Metazoa; Arthropoda; Insecta; Hemiptera; Pseudococcidae.